Molecule: messenger RNA, 1268 nt
Organism: Gilbertella persicaria
Lineage: Eukaryota; Fungi; Mucoromycota; Mucoromycetes; Mucorales; Choanephoraceae
Exons: 3
Coding region: 27-1250 (407 amino acids)
Biological process (GO): phospholipid transport; mitochondrion organization
Cellular component (GO): ERMES complex
Molecular function (GO): lipid binding
Source: RefSeq, a predicted model, not a curated record
UAAAUUUAUUAAAUAGCCUUACUACUAUGGCGUUUCGUUUCAGUUGGCCAGAAUUCGAUCAAGAGUUUUAUGAAGAAGCAAAGACACAACUUGAAUCUGCACUCAAUAAAGAAAAUAAACCUUCUGUCAUUGUUGACCAUAUUACUGUGAAAGAAUUGCAUAUGGGUACCAAGCCACCCGACUUGGAAAUCCUUGAGAUUGGUGAACUUGGCAAUGAUAAAUUCCGGGGUAUUUUUAAACUAACGUAUGCUGGCGAUGCGUAUAUAGAAAUACAAACCAAAGUUCAAGCAAAUCCAAUGCAUGCUAAAACAUCUAGCUUACCACGGCAUUCUCGUCCAAGUAUUUUGGCUGCUGAUCAACCACUGGUUGUGCCAAUGAUUCUCCGUAUCAGUGACCUUAAAUUGAGAGGCAUUGUUGUCCUUGUUGUGUCCAAGACAAAAGGUGUGACACUUGUAUUUAAAAACGAUCCAUUAGAAAGUAUUCGUAUUAGUUCUACAUUCGACAGUAUCUCGAUGCUUCGAGAUUUCUUACAACGCCAGAUUGAAAGACAAUUGCGGAACAUGCUUCAAGAAGAUUUACCAGUCAUGAUUCAUAAUUUAAGUUUACGCUAUAUUCAAUCAGAAGAAGAAAAGAAAAAGAAACGCGAACAAGAAGAACGCCAAUUAAGAUUGAGUAGAAGUAAUUCAUCAAUCUAUAGCAGUAAUAGUAGCAUCAUCAACAGUCAACUGAGUUUACCCGAUCUAGUCUAUCCUCUUUCACCCCGAUCUUUGCCCAGUAGUCUAAACACGCCUAUUUCAAGCUCGUUUGAUCUUCAUGAUAGUUUUGACGACUAUGAUGAUUUUUGUUCAACACCUUCUACACCUCUCGGUUCUUAUUCGGACUACAUCGCACCGAUCACAACCGCCAAUCUCUUUACGCAUAAUCGACAAUUCAAUACAGCCCUAGGCAUUCCCUUGUACAAAGACUAUCAUCCUUUGAUGAUGAUGCAACCACCUCAAGACACACAGUCUGAUAUAGCAUUAUCAUUAUCCGAAGAGGAAGACAUUAUCCUUAAACCCUCAGAAAACCUUAUGGCCGCUCGCCUAUCCCAGUUGAUGAGCACCCAUUAUACCUUGUCUCCAUUGACAGAAAAUAUCUCUCAUUUCACUUUCCGUAGUUUACCCUAUGCUAAAAAAUCCAUGCCACUGAACAAAAGAAAAGUGCCCAAGAGACGUGUGACACGACUGAAUGUCUCUAUUCCUCGUCUUUAAAGAAAAAAUAAAAGUAAC